This is a messenger RNA of Medicago truncatula (barrel medic), 1265 nucleotides long. Its product is annotated as binding partner of ACD11 1. Gene Ontology annotation, molecular function: RNA binding. The record is from RefSeq and is a predicted model, not a curated record. The transcript is spliced from 5 exons. Lineage: Eukaryota; Viridiplantae; Streptophyta; Magnoliopsida; Fabales; Fabaceae. Bases 219 to 1067 code for a protein of 282 amino acids.
UUAAUUCACGUGGUUUCGUGCUUAACACUUUUGAAACGUAGAAAUCCAUGGUACUCACACGCUUCACUCGUGCGAUCAAUCCCUCUUAAAUCUUCCUUCUUCCAUAAACAGUUUCUUCUUCUUCUUCUUUUCUCCAUCACACCGUAACUUGCUUUCUCAACCCAAUUCAUUUUAUCCUUUCCAUCUAAACGCUCUCCGAUCACCACAAAACCCUUCCGAUGUCGAUAAAAACCGUUAAAGUCGGCAAUGUUUCCUUGGGAGCAACCGAGCGGGACAUUCAAGAGUUCUUUUCUUUUUCUGGGGACAUUGCAUAUGUUGAACUACGGAGUCAUGAUGAACGAUCGCAAACUGCUUAUGUUACCUUCAAGGAUUCACAGGGAGCUGAGACUGCAGUAUUGCUAUCGGGAGCAACAAUAGUCGACCUGUCAGUUAAUAUAACUCUGGAUCCAGAUUACCAGCUUCCACCUGAGGCCCUGGUUUCACCCGUAAGUGAAAGCAAAACUCCUGGUGGUGCUGACUCUGCUUUGCGGAAGGCAGAGGAUGUAGUCACCAGCAUGGCAGCCAAAGGCUUUAUCUUAGGCAAAGAUGCUGUCAACAAAGCAAAGACUUUUGAUGAGAAGCUCCAGUUAUCAUCGAAAGCCUCAGCAACAGUUGCAUCUGUUGACCAAAAACUCGGGCUUAGUGACAAAAUAGGUGCUGGUGCUUCAGUUGUGAGUGAUAAAGUUCGAGAAGUGGAUCAAAAGUUUCUGGUUUCAGAAAAGACAAAAUCAGCAUUUGCAGCUGCGGAACAGACAGUCAGUACCGCUGGUUCUGCCAUAAUGAAGAAUCGCUAUGUACUUACUGGGGCCUCUUGGGUAACGGGUGCUUUUAACAGGGUGUCUAAGGCAGCUGUGGAAGUAGGUCAGAAAACAAAAGAGAAAGUGGAGAAUGCAGAACAGCAAGAGAAGCGACAGGUUGAAGAUCAGUAUGCACAGGUCCUUUCCGAACCCUCAAAAGCAGCAGCAGCAGCAAGUGAGCAGCAGUCUUCCAAGCCUGGUCCUGCUCCUGCUCAGGGUUUGAUCCUUUGAUCUGCUUCUUCCGUAUAUAUUUAUCUUGUUUGAAACUCCUGCAGACUGUUUCCAGACUAUCUUGUAUUUGUUUUUUUGCAAAUUGGAUGUGAAUGAACGAUAGGUUUGACCAGUUACAUGGACCAAUUUGCUAUUUAAUUUUCUUUUGUAAGAUAAACUGGAUUUCCUAGGUGUUAGAUUAUAUAUUUCUCCUAUUUU